GCUCACCUCCGCCGCCAGCGAAGGCCUCGUCGGGGGGAGCGGGCCGGGCCGGGCCGGGCCGCGGCCGCGCCAUGUCCGCCUGCCACAGCUGUGCCGCGGCCGCGCGCCUGCUGGGCUCCACGCUGCCCUCUGCGCGGAGAGGUAUUACCUGUGGCCGUACACGCAUCCCUGUUCUGGGGAAACUUGGGACUUUUGAAACUUGUUCUCUCAGGCGGAUUCCUCUUAGAAACUUUUCAGAAACACCGGCGUAUUUUGCUUCAAAGGAUGGCACGGGCAAGGAUGGCUCUGGAGAAGGAAGCAAGAAGUCUGUCGGUGAGGGGGGUGGUAAGAAGUCGAGCUCUGGAAGUUCUGGAAAAGGAGGGAACCAGCUGCGCUGCCCCAAGUGUGGUGACCUGUGCACACAUGUGGAGACCUUCGUGUCUUCCACCCGUUUUGUGAAGUGUGAAAAGUGUCACCAUUUUUUUGUUGUACUGUCAGAGGCAGACACUAAAAAGAGCAUCAUUAAGGAGCCCGAGUCAGCAGCAGAAGCUGUGAAAUUGGCAUUCCAGCAGAAGCCGCCUCCUCCACCGAAAAAGAUUUAUAACUACCUCGACAAAUACGUUGUUGGUCAGUGUUUUGCCAAGAAGGUGCUUUCAGUUGCUGUGUAUAAUCAUUACAAGAGGAUCUACAAUAAUAUCCCAGCUAACCUGAGGCAGCAAGCUGAAGUUGAAAAGCAGACUUCUCUAACACCAAGAGAAUUAGAAAUCAGAAGACGGGAGGAUGAGUACAGAUUUACAAAACUGCUGCAGAUUGCUGGGAUUAGUCCACACGGCAAUGCUUUAGGAGCAUCUAUGCAGCAACAAAUGAACCAGCAGAUACCUCAGGAGAAACGGGGAGGUGAAGUACUAGAUUCGCCCAACGAUGACAUAAAACUUGAAAAAAGUAAUAUUUUGCUGCUUGGACCAACUGGAUCAGGUAAAACCUUGCUGGCUCAGACUCUAGCUAAAUGCCUGGAUGUACCAUUUGCUAUCUGUGACUGUACUACCUUGACUCAAGCUGGCUAUGUUGGUGAAGACAUUGAAUCUGUCAUUGCAAAACUGCUGCAAGAUGCCAACUACAACGUAGAAAAAGCUCAGCAAGGAAUUGUUUUUCUGGAUGAAGUGGAUAAGAUUGGCAGUGUUCCUGGCAUUCAUCAGUUACGGGAUGUUGGAGGAGAAGGUGUUCAACAAGGCCUGUUAAAAUUGCUGGAAGGCACAAUAGUAAACGUUCCAGAGAAGAAUUCUCGUAAACUACGUGGAGAAACAGUGCAGGUUGACACAACAAACAUCCUCUUUGUAGCUUCUGGUGCUUUUAAUGGCCUGGACAGAAUUAUCAGCAGGAGGAAAAAUGAAAAAUAUUUAGGAUUUGGUACACCAUCUAAUAUGGGAAAAGGCAGAAGGGCUGCAGCAGCAGCUGAUCUUGCUAAUAUAAGUGGAGAGUCCAACACCCAUGAAGAUAUUGAAGAAAAGGAUCGCUUGCUGCGUCACGUGGAGGCCAGAGAUCUCAUAGAAUUUGGAAUGAUUCCUGAGUUUGUGGGGCGUUUGCCCGUUGUGGUUCCUCUGCAUAGCCUAGAUGAGAAAACCCUUGUACGGAUUCUUACUGAGCCACGGAACGCUGUGGUUCCCCAGUACCAGGCAUUAUUCAGCAUGGAUAAGUGUGAAUUGAAUGUAACUGAAGAUGCAUUGAAGGCUAUAGCCAGGCUGGCCUUGGAGAGGAAAACUGGUGCAAGAGGUCUGCGAUCUAUAAUGGAAAAGCUGUUGCUGGAGCCCAUGUUUGAAGUACCCAAUUCUGACAUUGUAUGCGUGGAAGUUGACAAAGAUGUUGUAGAAGGCAAAAAAGAGCCAGGAUACAUUAGGGCUCCCACUAAAGAUUCAUCUGAAGAAGAAUAUGACUCUGGAGUUGAGGAAGAUGGCUGGCCUCGACAAGCAGAUGCUGCACACCAUUAAAUCCUGUCAGAAUGCUCUCCCGCAAAAAGCGCACUUGGUUAUUUCCUUAGGAUUUGCCUCUGGCUUCACAAUCUGAUACUAACAGCAUUGGAUCUAUCUCGGAUACGAUACGUGAUGAGGAACCUUAUUAGAUAAAUCAGAUCAUGUCUUUUACUGUAACAUCACAUUGAUUUAUUCGAUGGACAUUGUGUGGACUUGAAUGGCAUAAUGUUCAAAUAUAAAUUGUAUACUACAUUUGUCCAAUUAAAACAUAGCAAAUACAGCAACACCUGGAUUGCUUUUUCUAAAAAGUAAAUAGCAAUGCAGGUGCUGCUGAUAGGUAGAUUUUUACAGUAAUGCUACUCUACAAAUGGGAAAACAAGUUUAAUAAUUAGCAGAGGGUGAAUAAGCGAUCAGCUCCUCAUACAACUCACGUGGGGGUGUGCUUGGGUCAGUGUUAGCUUUCUGCUGGUGUUGGGAGCCAGCGGUGCUGGAGUGACUUGUUACAUGGGCUGGAAGGGAAGCCCUUGCACCAGGACUCUGAAAAGCUUGGGGACACUGCAGACAGUGCUGGGAGAUACUGCUAAAAAUGUACCACUGGUUUGUUAGUUAAAUUGGAUACUGAAUACAUCCUGUUGUUCACCUCUCCAUUGGGAGAAAGUUUCGGUCACCUUAAAUGCUGUGGAUGAAGGUGAAGACAAUAAUUUGCUCACUUUUCCAGAAGGGUAAAUGAAAUUGAGGGAGUGGUAAGCUGGCAGAGUUUGGAUGACAAGUUGGCAUAAAUUUUUAAAUAUUAAUGUUCUAAUAUAGUACAUUUUGUUUAACAUAUUGGAACUAUCAUGCAUCAAUUUUUUGGUGCCAGGUAUUUGCCCAACCUAUCUUAUAAUGUUAAGAGACGAAGAGUAAGUGUAUAAUAUUUUUGAUGUAAUCAGUAGUGAGUGUUCACAUGGCAGUGCUUUUUAAGUUAUAUGCUCGAAUGCUAUAGUAUUGCAUCUUGUGCUUUUGUCUUUGGUUUUUAGGCUCACAGCAAAGCAGUCCUCCUGUUCUACACCCAAAUGAAUUCAGUCCCUCAGGAAAGCAUUUGUAAAAACCCAAUUGGACCUGUAUGUUUUCAGUUUGUUUCGGGAAUUAAAAUUGUUGCUUACAACUCGGUUUUGUCCUUCAGUUGGAUGGAUUGGGGUUUUACUGAGCCCUUCUCCUAAAGCUUUCACUCGUGCUUUUUAAAGAAAACUUGUCUCAUUCUUUUCCACCCUGUAGGUGUUUUAUGUAGGGAAGGGUUCUGUGGGUGCUUGGCCCUCGUUUUUUUUGUUCAUUUUUGUCAUGUAAAUUUGAAGUGACAGUCAUGUAAUCGUUGUGUUCUUCCAUAGGAAGCAGUGUGAGCCAGAUGCACCAGGUGCUGCAUUAGGAUCCCACCGUUUUCUGUUCAGUCACCCAUCCGUGGUUCGGAAAAAGCUGCUUUUAGAAUUGGGAGUGUUUCUAGGAGAAGCUUCGUCGCCUCAGAUGGGGAUCUGUGGUGAGCUGUAACACGUCCUCAUUUUCCUUUUUGUAGAGUGAGAAAUAGAAUCGCUUUUAACUCAGCGCUCUUUAAUUCAGAUUGUUUUUUAAAUGGAUUGGAAAAAAAAAAUAACAACCAUUUUAGGCAGAACUGUUAAACAACUUAGUUUUGGAAGUUGUUUGGGAUUAUUUGCAAUUAUGUAAUCAAGAACUGUUUUUAAGGAAACAAAUGCUGUGUAACCGCAGUUUGUACCUCACUGCUGGCGUUUGAAUAAAACCGAUGAAUACUGGGA
This is a messenger RNA of Phasianus colchicus (ring-necked pheasant), 3730 nucleotides long. RefSeq names its product caseinolytic mitochondrial matrix peptidase chaperone subunit X (gene CLPX). The record is from RefSeq and is a predicted model, not a curated record. NCBI's taxonomy places the organism in Eukaryota, Metazoa, Chordata, Aves, Galliformes, Phasianidae. Gene Ontology annotation, cellular component: mitochondrial matrix. Gene Ontology annotation, biological process: protein folding. Gene Ontology annotation, molecular function: ATP hydrolysis activity; protein dimerization activity; ATP-dependent protein folding chaperone.